Messenger RNA from Tarenaya hassleriana, 1654 nucleotides. Its product is annotated as pentatricopeptide repeat-containing protein At2g37320. Bases 110 to 1603 code for a protein of 497 amino acids. The record is from RefSeq and is a predicted model, not a curated record. NCBI's taxonomy places the organism in Eukaryota, Viridiplantae, Streptophyta, Magnoliopsida, Brassicales, Cleomaceae. The transcript has a single exon. Gene Ontology annotation, biological process: RNA modification. Gene Ontology annotation, molecular function: RNA binding; protein binding.
UUUAAGGCUAUGAUCCCAUUUCAUAACCCUAUAAUUAGCUUCAGCGAGCUAAUGGAUUUCGGGCAAGUUUAUUGAUGGGGGCUUUUUUCCAUGAAAGUGAAGUAGUUUAAUGUAUUGUCUCAGAAGAACUUCAUGCAGCGCCGCCAUUAAUUAUCUUCAGACAAGAUCCAGUCACACUCGAUCAUUAUCGAUUUCCGUCGUAACGAGCAAGACAUCUGAGGCCGAGAGGCGAGCCCGAGCUCUCAGAGUUCUAGAUAUCAUCUCCUCCGAACCCGACCGAGCUCCUGUUCGCCAGAAUCAUCGUAUUAUUCAUCACUUUCAGGACUGUGGUGUCUCGAGGUCAAGAGAUAGAAUCUCGAGCUUUCUCAACGAGAUUCUGCGGGAGGAAUCUUCAAGCUCUGACAGUAGCUGUAUCCAGCAAGACGGGUCGAGAUUCGAUGCCAGCGAUUUGUCUCACGCCGUGAGCUCUUGCGGAUCGAAUCGAGACUUCCGAACCGGUUUAGGGUUUCAUUGUUUGGCUUUGAAAUCUGGGUUUAUAUCCAAUGUUUACGUGGGAACUUCGCUGAUUGCUCUCUAUGGAAAACUCGGUGAGCUUGACAACGCGUAUAAGGCGUUCGACGAAAUGCCUGAGAAGAACGUAGUUUCAUGGACGGCGGUUAUUUCAGGGUUUGCGCAGGAAUGGCGAGUGGAUAUCUGUUUGGAACUGUAUUCCAAGAUGAGAAAUUCAGCCUCUAAGGCCAAUGAUUUCACGUUCACGACCCUUUUGACCGCUUGCACUGGCAGUGGAGCUCUAGGUCAAGGAAGAAGCGUCCAUUCUCAGACGCUUCAGCUGGGUUUCACUUCUUACAUUCACAUCUCUAACGCACUCAUCUCGAUGUACUGCAAAUGCGGAAGCUUGGAGGACGCUCUCUGUAUAUUCAACCAAAUGCCUGAUACAGAUGUUGUCUCUUGGAACUCGAUGAUCGCGGGUUAUGCCCAGCACGGCCUUGUGAGGCAAGCAAUCGAGCUUUUCGAAGAAUUGGUGACGGAAAACAGAAUAAAACCAGAUGGAAUAACCUAUUUGGGAGUCUUGUCAUCGUGCAGACAUGGCGGUCUGGUAAGAAAAGGAAGACACUACUUCAAGUUGAUGUUCAGACACGGUCUGGACCCGGAACUCGACCACUAUUCAUGUCUGGUCGAUCUCCUGGGCAGAUUUGGAUUGUUACAAGAGGCAUUUCAUCUAAUCCAGAGCAUGCCCAUGAACCCGAACGCGGUCAUAUGGGGAUCUCUGCUUUCCUCGAGCCGUGUCCAUGGCGAUGUCUGGAUGGGGAUCAGGGCUUCGGAGGAAAGGCUGGUGCUCGAGCCGGAAUGCCCAGCGACUCAUGUCCAGCUGGCGAAUCUGUACGCGAGUGUCGGGUACUGGAAAGAGGCGGCGAGAGUGAGGAAGGAGAUGAAGGACAGAGGGCUGAGGACGAAUCCGGGCUGUAGCUGGAUCGAGAUCAAUAACAGUGUUUUCAGAUUUAGAGCCGAAGACAGUAGCAACAUUAGAGUGUUGGAGAUCGUUCGUCUUCUCCACUACCUCUUUGAUCAUAUGACAUGUUUGGAUUGUUCAUUAGAGUGUUAGGGACAGAAAAAUAAAGAAACAAAAAACAAAAACAUUGGGAUCUCAUUACUA